AUAUUUGUACACUGAUGCACUCACAUGCACAUGACGACAAUCAAGAUGUCAAAAAGCAAUACACUCAUUCUUUACAGCCCGCAUGUAGAUGCAUAUCAUGCUCUUCAGUGAGAUAGAGGGAAUAAUUGAGACAAGAAAGAGGAGAAGGGUAUGUGAUGUUUGUGUGGGGGAUGAGGGUGUGUUUGUGUGUACAGAGGGGGUGAGAUGUGGGGGCGGAGAAAAAAGUGCUGGCUCGCCUCCAGCGCUGACGAAAGCUGCUUAACCCUCCCAGUUACCAUAGAGACUGUCAGGCGCAGUCACCAGUGAGAGAGAAAGAGUGCGAGGCAGGGAGAACACCAACAAGCAAAGGCAGCGGAUAGAAGGUGCGAGGGAGAGGAAAAGGAAAGAAUCAGUUAGAGACAGGGUAUAAUAAAGGGAGAACAAUAAAGAAAGAAAAACAGGGUGCAGUAGAGAUAGUGGCAGAGAUGGAGGUUCAAAACGAAUGCAGUGAACCGCCUCCAUGUGAUCCUCAGCCAGCAGUAAAGCUCAACAAAGCUGCCUUCAAGCUUUUCGGCAAGCGUAAGUCUGGCAACAGCAUGUCGAGCAUCUUCUCUGUCAAGAACAAAGAGGAGUCCACCGAUAAAGCUGCUGGCAAAAAGCUGGAACUUGUUAGGAGCAAAACCCAUGAUGGCUUAAUAAUGGACACUCUUUCAGAGCUUGAUUGCCACCGGAAAGAGGAAUCUGUCAGUAGCGACCAGCUUCCCGCCGGCAUGCCAGAUGGUGUGUCCACUGCCCCCCUCCGCAGCUCCAUCACCAAGUCUUUCAGCUUCUUCUCUUUACUGCGCCGGAGCAGCAACCGUGCAGGAGAUGGAACUACUACAGUGGCACGACGAGGACGAGGACUUAAGGGGCUGUUCAGCAGCAUGCGUUGGCGGCGGAAGCCCCAGGUUCAGGAGGACUCAUUGGAGGUGGCCAAGGAGGUGAAGGAGGAAGACCUAAUACUUUCCUCCUGCUCUGGCAGUGUGGAAAUAGAGAAGGACCUGACACUGACUCUUGAGCCCCUUCCGCAAGUGUCUGAGGAGCCUCCUCUUCUAGGGGAAGCUGAGAAAUGGAAAGCAACGUCUAUGCAGGAAUUACAGGGUACGAAUGAAGUGGAGUUUGCUAACUGUGGUUCUUCUCUUUCACAACAACAUACAAUAACUGAGGAAUCUCCAGCUCCUUCUCCACUCCUAGCCCAGACAGAAAGGCUCCAACCUGAUAAACAUAGCAGUUCGACACACCUGUCCUCCAUUCCGACCUGUGCUUUGACCCCUCCAAUGGAGCACAGCAAAGCCGACCCACAAUCUGAGCAGUCUGUGGAUCACCUAUGUUCCAUGUUCACUGAUGUUACUUCACUAAAAAGCUUUGAUUCUUUAACAGGCUGUGGUGACAUCAUUGCUGAUCCAGAAGAGAAUUCUGGUAAUGGGGGAAGUGCCACAAGCAGUGGAACCGGUAGCAGUAGCGGGGGAUGCAUGGGUCGCAGACUAAGUGGAGCAGGGACAAAUUCAGAGAGAUGCUCUCCUGCCAAGCCUCCACUUCCUCCUCAGGUCAGUAGCAUUACAUCUAUCCAUGCUUCUUGCUACAUGCCAGCCCACCAAAGACCACGUGCAGCCCCUAAAAAGCCACAAGGUAGUGGAGUUGUUGCCUACAUGGGUGGAGGGGAGGAAAUGGCUAGUCCAGAGGCGGUUGAUGAUGCUGACAUGCAGGGACUAUGGCAUAUGUUGCCCCAGAAGGGUGAAGACUCCCCAGCCCUACAACGUGCAGAGCCUGUCUUGCAUCAUGCACCAACCCUCCUUGAGAAGAAGCCAUCUCAAGUAAAGGUGCUUGGUCUCAGUAAAAUCCCUGUGAGUGGAGGUAGCAAGAUGGGAAAGCAGCAACCCUCUCAUCCCUCACCUCCCCCUUUCGAUAAAGAACUCCAGGAUGCCCCACCAAGUGAUGAAGGCUACUGGGAUUCUUCCACACCUGGCCCAGAGGAUGAGGAUGGCACCUUCCUACGUCGGGAAGGUUUACUGAGGGACAGCUGCUCUGGAGAUGCACUUUAUGACCUCUUCGAUCCCGACAGCCCAAGUGCUGUUGGUUCAGACGAAGACUUGAGUUCACCAACAAAAUCUGCAGGUGAUCUAAAAAUGAACUUGCCUUCCCCAAAAUGCUCAUCUUCUGCCACUUCCUCAUUCCGUUCCAUGAAAGGCAGCACCAGCCUACCUCGAGAUUCCAAGAUUCCUAUUAGUGUGAGGCAAACACCAUCUUCCCAUUCUUCCAGCCAAGUUGCACUGUCUUCCAAUCUUAGCCCCACUUCAACUACCCCUCCUAAAAAGUCUGAUGCCCCACCACGCACUCGAAUCCCUGUCUCGAAGGUUCCUGUCCGCCGUUCCGGCAACAAGAGCACCCCCACCUCACAAAGCAGGAAGUAGAGAGUUUGGAGGCCCUGCAGAUGUUUCUGACAGUACAAAUCUAUCACAAGAGCUUUAGGCCAAAACAUGUUUUUUGAUAUAAAGCAAUCAAUUUACAAUUCUUUGAUUUCACCCAUCUACGAAGGAUUAUUUCUUUCAAUAAAAUAUUUUUUAUUUUUUGUGAUGUCGCAUAUUACACCCUAAUAUAAUUAAGAGUUUUGUAGAAUGCACUGCUCUGUGUAACACAUGACAUUCAUAAUAAUGUAAUCUUGAGUUUUUUUUACACCAGCCUUUCAAAGAGGAAUAAAAGGUGAGAAUGCUGAUCCUAAGAAGAAUGUUUAAUAUCAAAAAGCUUCUCAUUCCCUUCCAUUGGAUCAGUGAAAUUGUGCUUAUGUCUUGUUAUGUCAUCCCACAAGCACUGUGUAAAACGCAGCUGCAAUCUUUUAUCUCUCCAGUAUUUUACAUGUAAUGAAUUUGGAGAACUGUUUGAGAUUAAACCAAGCACUUCAGACAAUAAAGCUGCAUGAAGUCUUAAA
Molecule: messenger RNA, 2944 nt
Organism: Carassius carassius (crucian carp)
Lineage: Eukaryota; Metazoa; Chordata; Actinopteri; Cypriniformes; Cyprinidae
Product: APC membrane recruitment protein 2-like
Exons: 1
Coding region: 465-2429 (654 amino acids)
Biological process (GO): regulation of canonical Wnt signaling pathway
Cellular component (GO): plasma membrane
Molecular function (GO): beta-catenin binding; phosphatidylinositol-4,5-bisphosphate binding
Source: RefSeq, a predicted model, not a curated record